UUACACUAUUAUAACGCUUCACACAACACAUUGUUUACAACCAAAACCAAUACACAGUUGUUAUUGUUGUUGUUGUUGUUUGUAGUGAUCGGCGUUUUUAUUGUGGCAGUGAUUGUCGAGGACUUGGAUGAUAAUAAUUGAUUGGAUCAGCUAUUAUUGACACCCAAACAGGACACACUAUGGCUGAUAGACAUCAGCCAUUAGACAACAAGCGUCAGCCAAUUGAUGGAUCAGUUAGAGACAAUCGAAGAGUAGAUACACACCACAGAAGUGGUGGUGGAAGUUAUCAAACAAGAGAUAGAGAUCGCGAGAGACAAUCAACGAGGUAUGAGUCGUCGCGGAACAGUCCGUACGAUAGCGAUCGAUAUGACAGACGAGGAGGAGGAGAUCGACACCAUAGAAGAUAUGACAACCAGCGAGUAGAGAGACAUAAAGAUAGUCGAUAUGAAUCAGACAGAAGACAUCGACAGCGAGAGGAGACGACAACGACUUCGAAAAAUAGUCGUAAACGAUAUCACAGUCGGAGUCGAAGUCGCGACAGAAGCCGUGAUAAGAGUUGUGACAGAAGUAGAGAAAGAAGUCGUGAUAGAAGUCAUGACACAAAGCGAAGCAAAUCUCGAAGUCGAAGUGCAAGUAAAGAAAGACUGGACCGGAAAGUGGACGACCAAACAGUUAAAGAUAGUAUAGAUAAAUGCGAUAAAACAAAGGUAAUAGACUCCAGUAUAUUGACCAUAAAAAAUGUCGGCAUCGGUGGUGUAAUUAAUAAAGGAGAAAAGGGUGGUCAACACAAAGUCAAUUUAGAGAUAAUGAGACAACAAGUAGAGGCCAAAACUGGAAUAACUGUUCCCACAUAUUAUAAUCCAGGAGUAGUUAAUCCCAUGAAAUUUGCUGAACAACAACGCAAACGAAAACUGUUGUGGAGUCGAGAGACAGCCACCGAUGACACUAAUACACAGGAGUUAUCACCUAAUGAUACCAAAAGUUUGGCCACUAGUAAUAGUCAGCCGUCGGGUUCGGCAACAAAUCGCUGGAAUGGACUGAAAUUUGAAGGCGAAAAGGGAAAUGAAAUGACGGAAAAGUUUAAAAAAUUGAUGGGAAUUAAAGAUAAACCAGAAUUAAGUUCUUCAACCAUCUGUAAGAACGAAAGUGUUAUCCAAAGUCAAGAAACUUUGUUUCGCGAUCUCGAUAUCCAGUACUCUAUCGCUCGCAUAUCCACUCAUACCCAGCGAGGAGUUGGUCUCGGUUUUGGUGGACAUCAAAAGUGAUGGAAAAACAGAGAGAAAGAAAGAUAGUUACAGUCGCUUAGGGUGUCAUCGCAUCUAUAAAAAUAAGAUAUCAUUUUAUUCACUGUAUUAUUAAUAUACACACCAUUUAAGUUUGGAUUAUUGACUAACGCAACAAUUGCGGUCCUAUUGAUGUUAUAUAUAUCAUAUAUAAGCCACUAGUGGGUCAUACAAUGUGUGAGUGAGUGAGAGAUAUAUAUAUACUGUAGGUGUUUAAUUAAUUAAUUAAUAAUAAAUAUUA
Messenger RNA from Oppia nitens, 1524 nucleotides. RefSeq names its product arginine/serine-rich coiled-coil protein 2-like. The transcript has 3 exons. The record is from RefSeq and is a predicted model, not a curated record. The coding region runs from base 180 to 1265 and encodes 361 amino acids. Lineage: Eukaryota; Metazoa; Arthropoda; Arachnida; Sarcoptiformes; Oppiidae.